AUGGUGCAAAACACCGCAAAGCUUGGAGGCACGGCGUCCACUGUCACCGUGGCUAAGGUUGCCGUGAGUACUAGCCCCCAACCUUUGCGCGAUUUGCCCAUUGAUACAAUAUAUAUAUGUAUGUAUGGCGUAGCACGGCCUCAUGAUGAUGACGUACGUAUUUUGGCCCCCACUCCUUGUAGGGAUCUGCAUGCGACAGGGGUCAUCCACAGAUGGAGGGGGAGGAGCUCCCCUGCGCCCGACGAGGAAUGCUUCGAGGCAAUCAAGGCCGGCAUCGACGCGCUCCCCCCAGGCGUGAAGAUGUUCCUCAAUAGCGGGGAAUUCUACGGUCCCGAGUUUUCCACCGGCAACUUGGAGCUCGUCGCGCGCUUCUUCGAUAAAUACCCUGAGUAUGUCGACAGGACGUUCAUCUCCGUCAAGGGCGGCCUGAAGGCCCGCGCGCUUGAGCCUGACUCGUCCCCAGAGAACCUGCGACGCAGCGUGGACACCAUCAACGCCGCCCUCCGCGGAACGAAGCGCCUCGACCUGUUCCAGUGUGCCCGCGUCGACAAGAAGGUGCCCAUCGAGGAGACCAUCAAGGUCCUCGCGGAGUUCAUCAAGGAGGGCAAGCUCGACCACAUUGGCAUGUCAGAGUGCAGCGCGGCGACGUUGAGGAGGGCGCACGCGGUUCACCCGAUUACGGCUGUGGAAAUUGAGGUGAGUCCCUGGUCGUACGAGGAAGAGACGAAGAAGGUCAUUGCCACCGCGGGAGAGCUCGGGAUCUCGGUCAUCGCAUACUCCCCGCUUGGACGGGGCUUCUUGACGGGCACCAUCAAGAGUCUGGAUGACCUCACAGAGAACGACGCGCGGCGGAGAUUUACUCGAUUCGCAGAGGAGAACUUCAAACAGAAUCUCGUCUUUGUAGAUGCUAUUAAAGCCCUCGCGGAGAAGAAACAGAUUACCCCCGCGCAGCUCUGCAUCGCAUGGGUAGGCUCGCUCGGGGCGCACGUCAUUCCCCUGCCCGGAUCCUCGCACAAGACACGCACACUGGAAAAUCUCGCGGGGGGAGACGUGGAACUCACGGAGACAGACCGUGCCGAGAUUUUAAAUAUUAUUAGCACGUACGAGGUCAAGGGAGACAGAUACUUUGGAAACCCCCAGGCAGCGCACCUCUGGGGGUAA
Fibroporia radiculosa is the source of this 1161-nucleotide messenger RNA. RefSeq lists its product as uncharacterized. Gene Ontology annotation, cellular component: cytoplasm. Lineage: Eukaryota; Fungi; Basidiomycota; Agaricomycetes; Polyporales; Fibroporiaceae. The record is from RefSeq and is a predicted model, not a curated record. The coding region runs from base 1 to 1161 and encodes 386 amino acids. The transcript is spliced from 10 exons.